AACUGGGCCGAGAGACACCCGAAAGACAGGGCCGACCGUAACGGAAAUCCACCGGCCCUCUGAAAAAGCAGGGAGGCGGCUUCGAUCAGGCUUCCGAGAGCUGCUCUAGAGGGCAGCAGAGCUCUGGGCAAAGGAAGUCGCAUUGGGUGUGGGGCGCAAGGAAAAUCCUCGGAGAGGGAAGAGGCAUUUUUCAGGCGGCCAGAAGCUUUUGUUACGGUUGCUGCGGAGAGGACGAUUCCGAGAGGGAUUGCAGGCCGGUGCUGAGUAACGCCGGAAGGGAGAAUUAAGUUUUUGAGGCCGCUGAGCUUGAGGGUACAGAAUCCACUCCGUGUGUGUUUUGUAAGCUUUUUACAAGAGUUUGUAUGGGGUCGUUUACGAGGGGGAAAGUUUAGGGUGUUGAAGCAAAAGGCACGGUGAAGAAUAACGAGCGUGGAUACCGAUACUAAAUAGCCCAUUUCGCUCUCUACUCUCUGGAAGCAUCGCAAAUUUGGAGGCACAGGGCAAGAAAUCUGGGGAUUUCACUGGAGCAACUUCUACAGUUUGAGUAGCUUUUUGUAGUUCCCAACAAGUGGCAUAGUUCCUCAUCUUGUUAGUUUGAGAACUAUUUAACAGUGUAGAAAGAGUCAUCACCAGGAAGCUUGUAUUUUCUUAAAAAAGGGGUUGGAGCUGGACUUCAGUCAGAUCCCUGGUGUUCAGUAUCUUUCGCCUCCUUGACCUAAAUUGAAGCCCAGGUAGAGGCCAUGCAGAAAGAAGAACUGGGCAUGGAUGAGAAUCGCAACCCAGAGGAAGAACUGCGUCUCCUGGGAGGAAAGAAGGAGAAAUGCCAUAAUCUCAACAACCGUAUCCGAACAGGAUCAUGGGAGUCAAAUGGAUAUACUGCAAGUUCUGAGAUAGCUGAUGAGCCCAGUGUUCCCCUGAGUCCUUCCAACAGCCUUAACAUCCGCAAUCUCCAGCUGUCUGAGCGAGAACCUCCCCAGCAUACCCGCCGUUAUUCUCCUAAUUUCCAUCAUAGCCGGCCCUUCCGUCCUGCCUACCGCAAAACUUAUCGAGGCAACCCCUCAGACCGCAAGGAAUGGGGACCUAGCACUAAUGGCCACCACUGUGCUCCAGAGGGUCUUUCCAAUGGGCGAUGGCAGCAUCGACGCCGUGGCUAUUCUGACUCACCUUCCCCAUUGUCUUCCCCCGAAUUGGAACGAGUCAGCACUAUCAAAGCCAGUGAGAAGCCCGCUGUUGCAUCUAAUGCCUCUAGUGUAACCACUGAGGAAUCCGAGAAGGAAACAUGGUCACUCUUUCGGCCCCUUCCUGCUUUCCCAGUUGAUAGCAGCAGUGCCAGGAUCAUUCCCAAGAUCUCUUAUGCCAGCAAGCUGAAAGAGAACUUGGAUCAACCAGGCAAAGCCUGCCAUGUUCCAGCCUCAGCUGUCCGCACCACUAAUAGCCUCCCCAACUGUGUCUUGGCGCCACCCCCCAGCAGUCCCCCGCCAACCGAUAGCAGUCGGCGGCAGCAUUUGGGAGCCAUCUUCCAAAAUGAGUGGGGCCUCUCCUUUAUCAAUGAGCCGGGAGCCGGGCAUGGAGGGGGUGGUGGAACGGCACCAGUCAAGGAGACAGAAAGUGCAGAUGCUGGAGCAUGUUGGGAAAACAUGGAAGCCAGUGACUGGCAGGCUGCAAGAAAUUAUCACUUUGAAGAGUGGAGCCAUAUAUGGGAGCUACAUAGUCAAGCUCCUAGCAGAGUGAUGGUCUACUCGGAAACCUUGGAUGGGAAGGGUUAAUUCCACAAAUAUCCAGGGGAAGCACCGCUAAGAUAUGGGGGGUGUAUGGGGAGAGGCCAGGCAACUCACCCAACCCUCUUGAAGAUUGGAGAGUCUGGGCAUCUUGAAAGGGGAAGCUAUGCCACCUGCCUACCUCCCUUCCCUUGCUGUUUUAGCCUAAAAUUGUCCUGGGAGGCUUAUGCCUCACCCGCUCCCACCAUCUCUCUCUAUCUCUGACUCAAUGCUCUGGUUUUUCAUUUCUUCACAUGGUUUUUAAUUUCUCUGGAUUCCCCUGAAAAUAAAGGCAA
Protobothrops mucrosquamatus (brown spotted pit viper) is the source of this 2053-nucleotide messenger RNA. RefSeq lists its product as uncharacterized. Bases 741 to 1766 code for a protein of 341 amino acids. The record is from RefSeq and is a predicted model, not a curated record. The transcript is spliced from 4 exons. Gene Ontology annotation, cellular component: nucleoplasm; cytoplasmic stress granule. Lineage: Eukaryota; Metazoa; Chordata; Lepidosauria; Squamata; Viperidae. Gene Ontology annotation, molecular function: RNA binding.